Trypanosoma cruzi is the source of this 4077-nucleotide messenger RNA. RefSeq lists its product as uncharacterized. The transcript has a single exon. Bases 1 to 4077 code for a protein of 1358 amino acids. The record is from RefSeq and is a predicted model, not a curated record. Lineage: Eukaryota; Euglenozoa; Kinetoplastea; Trypanosomatida; Trypanosomatidae.
AUGCGGCAAAGGCAGCGACAGUUACGCCCCGAAUUAUUGGCUCCGGCGGCCGCGAAGCCGAGGACGGCGUUGUCAUCGUCGUCGCUGUUAUGGGCGCGACGAUGUGCGGGGUCGUCCCUCUCCGGGAAGAAGCAGUCACCCGUGACCCCGUUCUUUGCCGCGUUGUUCCCCGCUCACUUUGCGGGAGGCGAUGCCGCAGACGAUGUUGCUUUGCGUCGAGUGUCAUUUGUGCGGCGUGCCUUGUUGGCGAAAGGGGAGAAGGCCGUCGGCGGUGCAAGGACUGCAGGGAGUAAGUGGUCCGCUGCUGCCACCGCCGCUCCCUCUUCUUCUGUCGUUUCCUUGCGGCCGUGGCACGUGAUUGCUAACCUGAAGCAUGCCGUCCUCUUCGCCAUGAAUGACGAGGAGAAUUCCAACGAAAAAAAGGCGGGUGAAGCUGAAAAAGGCUGCAGCACCCUCCAUCAAGACGAUGAGGAUGAAGCGACGUGCCCACGGAAGGGUGUCAAAAAGGACGAGGGAGAGAAAUGUGGGGACGGAAAACGACAUGUGGCACCUUCCGAGAUUGUUAGACUCGUACGUCAUUCUAUUCGCAUUGUUGAACAAAAAAACACGCGGGUGAGAGUGGAAUUGAUGAUGGCGGAUGCCAACGCAGUAGGAGGCACGUCUCGGUUACAAGAAAUGGAUGAUAACUUGCGGGAAGAGAAGGAUGUGUUGCGGAAUGUCCUACGGAAAGUACCAAAAGAAGCGCUGAUGUCAUAUGUUCUUGGCGGCGAUGAUGGAAUGGGUGGGGCGGCAAACUCAACUUUGGAGCCUCUGCGUUUCGCCUUGAAACAGACAAUGCGUUCUUCUGCAUAUGCGUUUCAUCUUACUUUUGAGGCGCUUUUGCGUCAGGGGCAGGACCACAUGGCAGUGGAGCUUUUUCGUCGCUGGUGGCGUCAUAACCCGCACUUAUUCCCGAUUGAGCUGGGGCCAGACCUUGGGCAGGAUGUAUCCUCAAUGCUUUCUGUCAUCAGGGCAGGAGGCGACACCACCACCACUCUGCAACGGGACAUGAUCUUCAGACGCCUAGCACAAAUUCCCUACAAGAAAUACACGGUGACAUCGGCGUUGUUCACGCGGGUCAUGAAGGUGGCGUUGUGCCUCGGCAUUCCUGCACUGGAAGAAGAAUUUGUUUUACAGGAACUGAUUUACAAGGGAGUGUAUAUGGCUUGUUGUGCUUCUCGCACUGGUAAUGAGAAUGGCAAUGGUCAGAAGACGGAGACCUCGGCGUCUCAUACAGAUCUGCAUUUUCAUGCGUUUCAGGAAAAUUACGAAGAUUGGCUUGUACUCAUUGGAGCCAUAGCGGCAGCUGCGGUACUAGAACGUCAUGCCGAGGACUUUUGGCGGGAAAAGCCUGGUGGGACGUUGUACGAUCGCCUUGUAUUUUCCGUCCGUGAAGAAUACACAACAUUUAUCACGAAAGCAUGCUGUCCGCAAUUAAUUCACUCUUCUCCCGCAGACUUUGGGGCGGCGACGAAGCGGGGAGGGGAACCAUCAAGGCCAUUGGUCGUGCCAGGUUGGACCAGGCUACUCUUUACGACUGUGCUCCGCUGCUAUGAAGAGGCAGGCGUGUUUCACGCCUCGCCUGUUCGCCGCCCGGGAAAUUCUGCGGCACUCUGGCGGGAAAUUCAUACCCGACUGAUUCGGCAGUUUCCACAUAUAUUUCACGCUGCAAACACCGUCACGACUUUACUUUCCUUUGCGGCGCUUGAAGAGGCUGCAGUUUCGUCUCUGGGAACGUGUCGAAUGUCUUUUUCGGGAAAGGAGGAGGCGUUGUGUCGUUGGCGUCUUGAGUGUUUGUCUGAGCGAGAGGAAAGGAAUGGUGGUGACGGUACCUUUCAUGAGUUCACGCAGUCUCAGGCCUUAAGUGAUGACCCUCGCACUUCCAGACGUUUGCGGGCCCGUGUUCUCACCGCACACAGCGCCCUUUCAACGAAGACUAUGAAAGAAGAAUCCGUCGACAAGGACUCCAGUACUAAUGAUGCGGAGAUGUGUGCUCAGCAGCUGCAUUGGAAACACCGAGAGUUAUUUGGUCAUGCUUUAAGCGUUUCAACCUCACAACUCAGCAUUCCCGUGUUUCUGAAGUCACAAGAAGUCAUCAACUACGCAGAGGAUGCCAUGGAUGAGCUGGAAGCCGCCCGACAUAAUGUUGUUGAGAUUUUCCGUGAGCAUGCGUCGUUGCCCAUGUUGCGUCCCGCGUCUCAUAUUGACGUUUCGAAUCCACAAGAGCGUAGAAGUUGCGGCGAUAUUCUUGCGGAAGCCUCGCAACCGUCUAUGUUUCUUUUCUUGCGUCUUGUCUCGCUUCUGUCAUUGAUGGGGGAACCUCCGGUGGUCACUACGGAGGCAGGAGAGAAUGAAGGUGGGAUCCGAUCUUUUUCACUUGUUGAAUGCAUCGAAGAGGAUAUUCUUCCUUACUGCCAUCCAAGUGUGGCGGCCUUCCUGCGUCGGUGUUGCGCCACCUAUCUUUCCCGUAGUGGGGUGCGAGGAAUUCGGGCGCUCGUGGGGGAGCAUCAGAAGUUACUGGAGCAACUAACGGAGGAAGCUGCAGUAGGGCGCCUUCUUGUUGGUGUGCUUUGGGGUGGUGAAACUGACAAAAAUAAUAGUUGCUCCUCAAGACGCUACUCUUUCGGGAGCGGCUCGUUAGCAUGGCAGGUCAUUUCUCAACAUCGUCAGGUCAUAUUUUGUAAGGACGGUCGUUUACUGCUGGAAAUGAUUCUUUCUCAUUUGGGGACUCUUUCCCUCGCCAUUCCGGAUGAUUACAGGCAACUCGUAUGUCUGUCACCGUAUGUGCACUGUGUCAUUGCUGACCCAACGGAUACUGCAAGUAAUGCGCUGUCAGCCCUUCGUAGCGAGUUGGACUGGAAUCCGGCCCCGGCAAGACAUGUUUACAUCUCACUGUUGGAAUUGCUCUCAUGGGUGGUAGAAGCUAAGGGGAAGGAGGAGGCAGAGGAGGGGAAACCGAAAGGCAUACAGAAAGAACAAAGUAUCGAUGAAGCUGAACAUGUGAGCACUUUGAAUGAUGACAGUGGGGCAAAUCUGCCAACCUUAUCCGAUACGGCACGUCACUGGCAUGUCGUUCAAAGUUUCUUUCGCAGGCGGCCAUUAAAUUUUAAAUUUUUUUCUCCCUUCCUUUUGGAACGCAUUUGUCUGAUCUUUGUGCAUAGCUGUCCGGACUUGGAGUUAAUAAUCACUUGUUUGCUGGCUUUGUGUCAGCAACAACGCGGAGGGUCUGGGGCUGACGUUUCCGCGCAUAUGGACGGAGAGUCUUCCUCGUUUUUUACUCCUCGAUUACUCACGAGUCUCUGUUGUUUAUUAGUAAUGAAUGGGUUGACUGGAAACUCUGUUCGGCAGUGGCGGCAUAAAAAUGGUGCACCGUCUUCUGCCUUGUCUCCAACGUGUGGUGAUGCUGUUGGUAAAAGCAGACUUUGUGAGUGGCAUCUUUCAUGUUUUGAGCGCAUGUUGCCGUCAAUGGGUCAUAUCUUGAAGGAGAACAGGGAAGGAGCCGAGGGGUUCUCUGCAGCCUUUUGCGGUGAUGGGGACGGCCUGGCGGUUGGAAAGAACGAGACGGCGCACUUGUUGGGCAGCAUCGUGCUUGACGUGUUGCUCACUGAUGCCCAUUGGCUAUCACUGAAGAAAGAUAAUUACUACGUGUUUCUUUUUGUUUCAGCGGCGGAAUUGGUAGCUACAAAGGGCGCAGAUGAAGCUGCCGUGCACUGCAAGAAAUCCUCCUUUCCGUUGGGAGUUGUGUUGCCAUCACGGCAGAUGUCAUCGUCUCACCCGAGUGGUGUUCGUCAGCGUGUGACGAAACUCAGGGAUGCGCUUCGCGAAAUGGGAGCGGAGAGGCGAAUACAAAUUCGUCGUUCAGUGUCACCGGUGAUAAGGCGAGAGAAGGGAGUGCUGGAAGUGUACAGUCUGGCAAACGAUGACGGUGAGGAUGAGGACGAUGUGGUGAACUUUUUCCUCCAUUCCGUAGUUGGUGGGGAUGGAGUAACAACGCAGUGCUCGUCCACGUGGUCUGACACGAAGGCGGAAGGCGGAUGA